CAUAUUGGAUCCGAGUGCAACGCUGUGUGCGGCAAAACGCCAUUUUUCAAUCAAUUCUGAAAAAUUUUUCUUGUGGCGUGGUUUGCGGCAAUCUUCCGAAAAAGUGAAAUUUAUAAAAAACCAAGCAAAACCACAAGUUAUUAACGCUUUUAAGAUCAAGAAUGGAUAAUUAUAACGCAGGAGGUGGUUAUGGUGGCGCUGGUGGCGGAGGAGGUUACAAUAACUUCUCCGUACCACCGCCAAAUUUCCAGCAGCAAAUGCAACCAAAAAGUGGUGGCUAUAAUGACCAAUCUUCUUACAACAAAGGAGGUUAUGAUUCUGGCAAUCGUGGUGGUGGUGGCGGCGGUGGAUGGAACGAUCGAGGUGGUAGUGGAGGCGGUAGUUAUGGAAAUGGAGGCGGCAGCAAGGACGGCUACAAUAAAGGCGGGUUUGGUGCCGGCGGCAGCGGCGGUGGUGGUGGUGGCGGUGGCGAAAUGGUUACGCAAGAAGAUACAAUUUUUGUCUCUGGUAUGGAUCCCUCAACCGAUGAAUUGGCCAUCGAAACCCAUUUCGGUGCGAUCGGCAUUAUAAAGAAAGAUAAGAGGACAAUGAAGCCUAAAAUUUGGUUGUACAAGCACAAAGACACCGGGCUCUCUAAAGGGGAAGCUACUGUAACCUAUGAUGAUACUAAUGCUGCCCAGUCGGCGAUCGCUUGGUUUGAUGGACGCGAUUUCAAUGGCUGCUCGAUUAAAGUUUCUUUGGCACAGCGCCAAAAUAAUUGGAAAGGAGGUCGCGGUGGUGGUAGCGGCGGCGGUGGUGGUUUUGGUGGUCGUGGCGGACCCGGUGGUGGUCGUGGUGGGGGCGGCGGCGGCCGAUUUGAUCGCGGUGGUGGCGGCGGCGGUGGACCGGGUGGGGAUUACGAUUCGGGACGAGGCGGUGGCGGCGGCGAUCGUGGAGGUCGUGGCAGAAUGGGUGGUGGCGGCGGUGGAGCCGGUGGCGGUGGUGGCGGUAAUGUACCACAACGCGAAGGUGAUUGGAAGUGCAGCAGUUGCAAUAAUACAAACUUUGCUUGGCGUAACGAAUGCAAUAGAUGCAAGGAGCCGAAAGGCGAUGCAGGAAAUGAAAGCGGUGGCGGCGGGGGCGGUUACAGCAGUGGAGGUGGCGGUUAUGGUGGCGGUGGUGGAGGUGGCUUCGGCAGCGACCGCGGCAGUGGUGGUGGCGGUUAUGGCAGUGAUCGUGGAGGUGGUGGCGGUGGCUAUGGAAAUAGAGACCGCGGAAGUGGUGGUGGCGCCGGCGGUGGUGGGGGCUUCAACCGAUUUGGUGGUGGUGGACGCGGUGGUGGUGGCGGCGGAGGAGGCCGUGGAAUGGGCGGCGGUCGUCGCGAUGGCGGUGGUGGUGGUGGCCCUGCUAGAGGAGACGGUGGCAAUCGGCCUAGACCCUAUUAACUGUCGUUUGGUUCGUUUACCGGUUUUACGUUAUAUGUGUAUUUAACUUUAGAAAACAUUUUUUUAAGUAAAGCGAAUAUGUUGUAAAAUGAUCAUAAUUACAUAUUACAGCUACACUCAAAUAUCAACAGUUUGUAAAGAAAGUAUGGAACAUGUAUUAAAAAGUAUAAUGACGAAUGUAUAUUACGAUAUACCAAUUACUUUCCAAAUAAACAAUCGUCGGAAUGUUUUAAUUUCAAUGACAAAAUAAUAUA
Rhagoletis pomonella (apple maggot) is the source of this 1678-nucleotide messenger RNA. RefSeq names its product RNA-binding protein cabeza (gene caz). The coding region runs from base 162 to 1424 and encodes 420 amino acids. Lineage: Eukaryota; Metazoa; Arthropoda; Insecta; Diptera; Tephritidae. Gene Ontology annotation, molecular function: RNA binding; transcription coregulator activity. Gene Ontology annotation, biological process: regulation of DNA-templated transcription. The transcript has 7 exons. Gene Ontology annotation, cellular component: nucleus. The record is from RefSeq and is a predicted model, not a curated record.